Penaeus indicus is the source of this 711-nucleotide messenger RNA. Its product is annotated as glutamate-gated chloride channel alpha-like. The transcript is spliced from 5 exons. The coding region runs from base 1 to 711 and encodes 236 amino acids. The record is from RefSeq and is a predicted model, not a curated record. Gene Ontology annotation, cellular component: plasma membrane; neuron projection; synapse. Gene Ontology annotation, biological process: chloride transmembrane transport; nervous system process; chemical synaptic transmission. Gene Ontology annotation, molecular function: excitatory extracellular ligand-gated monoatomic ion channel activity; transmembrane signaling receptor activity; transmitter-gated monoatomic ion channel activity involved in regulation of postsynaptic membrane potential. NCBI's taxonomy places the organism in Eukaryota, Metazoa, Arthropoda, Malacostraca, Decapoda, Penaeidae.
AUGCUUGCCAUGCCUGAAAGCAUUCACCUUGGGAAAGUGUCUAUCAAAAUGGAUGAGGGAGGAGAGUUCUCAUCAAUAAGUGUGUAUGUGAGGUUCCAGCGUCGCUAUGUCUUCUACCUACUCACACUCUAUAUACCAUCUACAUUACUGAUAUUCAUUGCCUAUGCAACAUUCUUCUUCAAUCCCCAAGACUUCAAUUCCCGUAUUGUAGUGGCUCUUACAUCACUGCUAGUGCUGUCAUCUCUUUACACACAGACUUCCAACUCCCUGCCAAAGACAUCUUACUUCAAGCUAGUGGACAUAUGGCUAUUCUUCUCUAUAGUGAUGAUCUUUAUUGUAGUACUGCUUCAGACAUUAAUAGAUUUCUCUGCUACAUUUACAAGAAAGAACUUCUUGAGAGUUUGCUGCACUGGAUCUUCUGAAAUGGAUAAAUCACAAGCAAAUAUAAGUCAUGAUAGUGCAAGACAUAACAUUACCAAGGUUGUUGUAUCUAAUAACAUGAGCAAUGAAGAACAUCACCGCAGAGCAAUGACUAAUGGGUGGACGCAGGAUGAGUCAGCAUUGCCACUGAGAUACAGAACUCCAAAUGUUUAUCCUGUCAAUAUACCCCUCAUGAUCAAGAGCAGAUUCCUUAUACCAUUCAUAUUUUCCAUAUUCAACAUGGCUUAUUGGGGUUCAGCAUUGACAUACCUGCACAGUAUAGAAGACUAA